Messenger RNA from Sciurus carolinensis (gray squirrel), 1042 nucleotides. It is a transcript of the gene Icos, whose product is annotated as inducible T cell costimulator. Lineage: Eukaryota; Metazoa; Chordata; Mammalia; Rodentia; Sciuridae. The record is from RefSeq and is a predicted model, not a curated record. Gene Ontology annotation, biological process: T cell tolerance induction; T cell costimulation; cell-cell adhesion. Bases 75 to 677 code for a protein of 200 amino acids. The transcript is spliced from 5 exons.
AAAACAAUUAAGAACAUGAACUAACUGUCAGCUCUGAACACAGAAGGAGAGGACCAGACCUAUUUCUGGCAAACAUGAAGUCAGACCUCUGGUAUUUCUUUGUUUUCUGCUCCCAAAUCGAACUUCUAACAGGAGAAAUCAAUGAUUCUGCCAAGUUUGAUAUGUUUACAUUUCACAAUGGAGGUGUACAAAUUUUAUGCAAAUACCCUGAGACUGUCCAGCAGUUUAAAAUGGAGUUACUGAAAGGGAGGCAAGUACUCUGUGAUCUCACUAAGAUAAAGGGAAGUGGAAACAUGGUGUCCAUUAGGAAUAUGAAAUUCUGCCAAUCUCAGUUAUCCAACAACAGUGUCUCCUUUUUUCUAAAUAACUUGGACAGUUCUCAUGGCAGCUAUUACGUCUGCAACCUAUCAAUUUUUGAUCCUCCUCCUUUUCAAGAAAAGAUUCUUAGCAGAGAAUAUUUGCAUAUUUAUGAAUCACAGCUUUGUUGCCAACUGAAGUUCUGGUUACCCAUUGGAUGUGCAGUUUUUAUUGUUGUGUACACUUUUGGAUGCUUUUUUAUUUUUUGGUUUACAAAAAAGAAGUACGGAUCCAGUGUGCAUGACCCCAACAGCGAAUACAUGUUCAUGGCAGCCGUGCACACAGCGAAGAAAACCAGACUUGCAGAUGUGACCUCAUAAUCUCUGGCACCCAGGCAUGAACCACAUUGGUUGGGGGACCAACUUUGAAGUACAAGAUGCCUUCAUUUCCUGGACCACCGAGAAUCCGACAGUUUUUGACGACAUAUUAUCUUCUGUUGAUGUUUUGUUCAAUCUGGAUCAGUGACUCUAUCAGUGGAGAGUGAUUUUAACAGACUGCCUCACUAUUGCUGGGUUCACUCAAAACAAACACCCUCUCGCAACUGGCCUUAUAGAAGGCCCUGCUCAUGUGUGCUCGACAAACAGACCACAUUGGGAUAGAGUCCCUGCCUCUCUGCAUCUGCUCCUAGCAAUGCACCAGCUAGUAAAACAAAUGCAUCUAAAAAAAAAAUUCAAGAUGCCAAGGG